Amyelois transitella is the source of this 1404-nucleotide messenger RNA. RefSeq lists its product as uncharacterized. The record is from RefSeq and is a predicted model, not a curated record. The transcript is spliced from 2 exons. NCBI's taxonomy places the organism in Eukaryota, Metazoa, Arthropoda, Insecta, Lepidoptera, Pyralidae. Bases 334 to 1329 code for a protein of 331 amino acids.
AACAUAAUAUUUGUUGAUGGCAACAUUUUUGUUUUGCUGUUUCCUUUUCCGUUUCUAUUCCGCUUUGGUGUGCGUCGAUUUAUCUUGUUAAAUUAAUAAAUAAAACAUUUUAAAGAUUUCAAACGUUUUUAUGUUCUUUCCCGAACAUAAAAUUGGUGCCGAAACCCGGGAACAUAUAAAUAUAAUCUCAAAUUUAGUAAAAAACACAAAAUUGUUAAAAAAUAAAAAUCCGACGCCGUGCCGUGCCGCCAUUUUUGACGCCAUUCAAGGAAAAGCUUUAUAAAACACGCAUACCAACAAUUCGGGAAGCCAAGGCAAUAUUAUAAUUAUAAAAUGGCGCAUAAAUCUGCGAUUUCAAAUGAUCCAGCAUUCCAGAGAACCAAACUAAUAGCCCAAAUUGGACAAUUUAAAGGGCAGCUAACAAGGGCGCAAAAAUUCGCCAUGGAACAACAAGAACAAGUACUCGUCGAUUGCGAAUCCAUCGAGCUACGAAUUAAAGGUCUCCAAGAUUCGCUGGUUUCUUAUAGAAGCCACAAAUUGAGUUUGCAGCUUCUAGAUGAUAAAAUUGACGACUCUAAUUUUGAGGAGGAUGACUUAGAAGAACUGUGCUUAUUUACAAUAAGCAGCAUGAAGAAAAUAUUAAAUUCUGCGAAGGGGCCUGAAAACCACAAUAGCACGAUUUUUAAGGAUACCACGCCGGAGUAUAGCGCCAUGACCAGGAAGUUACCUCAGCUUGAAAUACCAUACUACGAUGGAAAGGAUGUGGUGCAGUACAAAACCUUCAUGGAUAUGUUUAUGGCAGUAAUCGGUGGUGAUACUAACCUUGCUCCUAUACAAAAGCUAUUCUAUUUAAGAAAAUAUUUGAAGGGAGAUGCGCUAAUGCUGGUUGAAGGUCUACCUCUAGUAAAUAGCUCUUAUGAUGAUGCAUUAAGGUUGCUAAAUAAUAGAUAUGACAAUAAAUGUAUUCUAGUAACUCAUCAUAUUAAUAAGCUGCUAGACAUACAAGCAAUCUCUAAAGGUACUGCGCAGAACUUAAGACAGUUUGUUUCAUCAGCUCGUCAACUACUAGGAGCUUUAAAUGGGCUUGGUCAAAAGACGGAGCAUUGGGACAUGAUAGUUAUUACCAUUUUAAUGAGAAAGUUAGAUUCUUAUUCUUGCAGGGCUUACUUUACAGAUAGAAACCAAGAUGCCUUACCAACCUUGGAUGAUUUUUUCAAGUUUGUGGAGAAGAGAGCUUUGAGUUUUGAAGAAAGUCAGCAUUCAGAAGCUUCAAACUGUUACAUAUGGUGUCAGGAGUUCCAGUUUUCUCGCCACGCGAUGCCUGGUUGAGCUAGCAAUAAGGUAUGGAGACAAAUAUCCAUUAGCAGCCAGCGUGUUGUUGAAUAAUACCUAUGUCGAUGAUUG